GCCCCGAGAGGAGGAGGAGGAGGCGGCGGAGGCGGCGAAGAGGAGGAGGAGGAGGACGGCGGCGGGGAGGAGGAGGAGGAGGAGGAAGAAGAAGCGGAGGAGGAGGAGGCCCCGGGGCGCCAUGAAGCUCCUCAAGCCCAGCUGGGUCAACCACAACGGCAAGCCAAUAUUUUCAGUUGACAUUCAUCCAGAUGGGACCAAGUUUGCAACUGGAGGGCAAGGAGAGGAUUCUGGGAAAGUUGUUAUAUGGAACAUGGCUCCUGUCCUCAAAGAGGAAGAUGAAAAGAAUGAGAAUGUACCCAAAAUGCUCUGUCAGAUGGACAAUCAUUUAGCGUGCGUUAACUGUGUACGAUGGUCAAACAAUGGCAUAUAUCUGGCUUCCGGAGGAGACGACAAGCUGAUCAUGGUUUGGAAGAGAGCGGCGUACAUUGGACCUAGCACCGUAUUUGGUUCCAGUAGUAAACUUGCGAAUGUAGAACAGUGGCGAUGUGUCUCAAUUCUUAGAAGUCAUUCAGGGGAUGUCAUGGAUGUGGCAUGGUCUCCGCAUGAUGCUUGGCUGGCCUCUUGCAGUGUGGAUAACACUGUUGUCAUCUGGAAUGCUGUGAAAUUCCCAGAAAUUCUUGCCACUUUGAAGGGUCACUCUGGCUUGGUGAAGGGGCUCACCUGGGAUCCUGUUGGGAAAUACAUUGCAUCGCAAGCAGAUGACAGGAGCUUGAAGGUGUGGCGGACCAUGGACUGGCAGCUAGAAACUAGCAUUACCAAACCAUUUGAUGAGUGCGGAGGAACAACACACGUGUUACGUCUCAGCUGGUCACCAGAUGGGCACUAUCUGGUCUCUGCUCAUGCCAUGAAUAAUUCUGGCCCCACAGCACAGAUCAUUGAGAGGGAUGGGUGGAAAACCAACAUGGACUUUGUAGGUCAUCGCAAAGCAGUGACAGUGGUGAAAUUCAAUCCAAAAAUCUUCAAAAAGAAGCAAAAGAAUGGAAGUUCAACAAAGCCUACCUGUCCUUAUUGUUGUUGUGCAGUUGGAAGUAAAGACCGUUCUCUUUCUGUCUGGCUUACGUGUCUGAAAAGGCCUUUGGUUGUUAUACAUGAGCUGUUUGACAAGUCGAUUAUGGACAUCUCAUGGACCUUGAAUGGGCUUGGCAUACUGGUAUGCUCCAUGGAUGGGUCAGUGGCCUUUUUGGAUUUUUCCCAGGAUGAGCUUGGUGAUCCACUGAGUGAGGAGGAGAAGAGCAACAUCCAUCAGUCUACCUAUGGGAAAAGCUUGGCUAUAAUGACUGAGGCACAUCUGUCUACUGCUAUUAUUGAGAACCCAGAGAUGCUAAAGUACCAGCAAAGGCAGCAGCAAGUGGAAAAGAAGAACGAAGCAGCAAGAGAGACCACUGGUUCAGCAGCAGCAACACCGCCUCCGAAAGUGGCAAGCAUGGUGAAUGGAGAAAGCUUGGAGGACAUUAGGAAGAAUCUUCUAAAGAAACAAGUUGAGACCCGGACAGCAGAUGGUCGGAGAAGGAUCACACCUCUUUGUAUAGCUCAGCUGGACACUGGGGAUUUUUCAACAGCUUUUUUCAAUAGUAUCCCAAUAUCUGGAUCCUUAGCAGGCUCAAUGAUGUCAGCUUCCCAAACGAAUCAGCUCAUGUCUUUAGAUUACAAUGCAACCAAUUCCCUUGGCACAUCUAAGCCUGCCUUAGAACCUGUGGCAGUCAGUGUUAAACCAGCUGAAGAUGCAGCCAACAAAGAUGGUGUAAAUGCUACCUCGGCUUCAGCUGCUCCUCCUACGUCAUCGCCCUCUGUGCUGACGGCUUCUUCCAAGAUAGAGCCGAUGAAAGCGUUUGAUUCUAGAUUUACGGAGCGAUCCAAAGCCACCUCAGGGACUUCUGCUAUUGUACACACAAAUCAGAUUGCCAUAGACAGACUAAAGGAGCAGAACUCGAUUAGGGACAAUAAACCCAGGGAUCUCCUAGAAAGCAGCAGCGACAGUGAGGAAAAGGUCCCAGCUAAGCCUAUGUCACUAUCUAAGCGUAAAUUGGAACUUGAAGUAGAAAAGAAGAAAAAAGGCAGGCCUCGAAAGGAUUCUAGGCUCAUGCCUGUCACUCUAACCGUUCAGUCCCCAGCUCUAUUGGCUUCAGACAAGGAUGGUGCUUGCCACAGUGCACCGUUAGCACUUAAACUGCCAACCCCGGUCCCACAGAAAUCAUUUGCGUUGCAAGUAAGCUCAGAUCCCUCCAUGUAUAUUGAAGUGGAGAAUGAAAUCACUGCAGUGGGAGGUUCAAAACUUAGCAGGUUAAAGUGCAAUCGAGAAGGAAAGGAAUGGGAAACGGUGCUCACCAGCCGCAUUCUCUCAGCAGCAGGAAGCUGCGAGGUGGUGAGUGUUGCUUGUGAGAAGAGAACCCUGUCAGUGUUUUCGGCUUGUGGGCGCCGCCUGCUUCCCCCCAUUGUUCUGCAUUCACCCAUCUCUACUUUGCACUGCACAGGGUUCUACGUUAUGGCUCUUACAACUGCAGCAACCCUCUCUGUCUGGAAUGUUCAGAAACGAUCGGUAGUGGUGAAAGAUGAGUCACUGCAAACGAUUUUAGCAGGAAGCGAAACCACUGUGUCUCAGAUCUUGUUGACACAACAUGGCAUCCCUAUAAUGAACAUGUCCGAUGGCAAAGCAUACUGUUUUAGCCCAUCUCUGUCUUCCUGGAACCUUAUCUCUGACAAACAGGAGACUCUAGCACAAUGUGCAGACUUCAGGAACAGUUUACCAUCCCAGGAGGCUAUGCUGUGUUCGGGACCUUUAGCCAUAAUCCAAGGGAAAACAGCUAAUUCUGGAAGGCAAGCAGCAAAGUUGUUCUCUAUGCCUCUCUUGGUCCAGCAAGAAACUACUCUGGCGUACUUGGAGAGCCAGGUGGCAGCUGCGUUGGCUUUACAAUCAAGUCAUGAAUACCGCCACUGGCUUCUUAUCUAUGCACGGUAUCUAGUUAAUGAAGGGUUUGAAUAUCGAUUGCGGGAAUUAUGCAAGGAUUUAUUAGGUCCAGUCCAUUCCUCAUCUGGAAGUCAGUGGGAAUCAACUGUUGUGGGCUUACGAAAGCGAGAUCUGCUUAAGGAACUGCUUCCCGUCAUUGGCCAGAACCUUCGUUUCCAGCGGCUCUUCACAGAAUAUCAAGAGCAACUAGACAUCUUGAGAGACAAGUAGCAUCUUCUCUGGCCUGUGGGGGGAAAUUGCCGACAAGCAUUAAGACAGAAGUGGAGGGCCAUAGUCAGAGUUGGAUGGGAAGGGAAAAUACAAGAACCAGGCCCUGAGUUGUUCUAACAAACAAAAUUCAGUUUGGUUUUGUUUCGUUUUUUAAAAAGAAGGUCACAAGAAGAAUGUGUGGAAUAAGGGGAUGAAUAGAGUUUGGAGGUUUUUUUCCAGGUGAAAUUUGAGCAUUACAGAUGUGGCCUUUGGCAACUGUGGAAAGUUUUGGAAAAUGUCCUUCAGGGAUCCUUUUGAUUCCAGAUCUCAUAGUGACAGUGAUCAAAGGGACUAUUUGGGAGCCACUUGGAUUUUGGAUAUCCCACAAAAAGCACAGACGAUAAACUGAACAUCACAUUAACCCUUGUUAUAGGGUUCGUUACUAAGGAUUUAUUGAGGCUCUGUCAUAUAUUUGGGUUACAUAAGGAGGAGUCCCAUAUACUGCUUAGGGAAUAUGCCGCCAACAGACUUCUAACUGUGAAUAACAAUAAAAGAAAGCAGGCUGUUGUAUCACAUGGACUAUUUUUGUACUAGAAUUUGCUAACUUGUAAUAUGAAAAAAAAUUAUUUGGCCAAUAACCAGAAUUUCCCCCUUACCAAGUCACCUGGUUGUAUGAAACUUAACCUGUUAAUUAUGACAGUUGUGUUACUGAAUAAUUGUACCAAAAUUAAUGUUAUUUGGUUUUUAAUUUUUAACUAUUUGUACAAGGCAUUUGUGGGAGGGGGAUAGUUAAAAAGGGAGGGUUGGUUUUUGGGAAGUUUCUUUUUGUAAGUACAAAUAAUAAAUGAACACUGCAUUGAUCUAAGAACAAA
Molecule: messenger RNA, 4029 nt
Organism: Sceloporus undulatus (fence lizard)
Lineage: Eukaryota; Metazoa; Chordata; Lepidosauria; Squamata; Phrynosomatidae
Product: protein HIRA
Exons: 25
Coding region: 122-3178 (1018 amino acids)
Biological process (GO): regulation of DNA-templated transcription; DNA-templated transcription; chromatin remodeling
Cellular component (GO): nucleus; HIR complex
Molecular function (GO): nucleosome binding; protein binding
Source: RefSeq, a predicted model, not a curated record